Molecule: messenger RNA, 3318 nt
Organism: Cyclopterus lumpus (lumpfish)
Lineage: Eukaryota; Metazoa; Chordata; Actinopteri; Perciformes; Cyclopteridae
Gene: ret
Product: ret proto-oncogene receptor tyrosine kinase
Exons: 20
Coding region: 1-3318 (1105 amino acids)
Biological process (GO): homophilic cell-cell adhesion; positive regulation of kinase activity; cell surface receptor protein tyrosine kinase signaling pathway
Cellular component (GO): signaling receptor complex; membrane; axon
Molecular function (GO): ATP binding; calcium ion binding; transmembrane receptor protein tyrosine kinase activity
Source: RefSeq, a predicted model, not a curated record
AUGGGCUCAAGUUGUGGUUUCUCUCGGGGAAACAUCGUCGUGCUGCUGCUGCUGCUGGAAGGAGCGACAGGGCUGUACUUCCCUCAGAAUGACUACUUUGAGACGGUGUACGUUGGCCAGCUGGCAGGAACGCCGAUCCUCCAGCUCCACGCCAUGCUGGACAGCGCCUCUGAGCGGCCGCAUUUCUACCUGUGCCCGACAGCUGGCAGACGUUCAGACUACAGCUCCUGGUUCAACCUGGACAUCAACACUGGAAUACUGUCCUUGAACAAAACCCUGGAGGAGAGCGACUUCGCCUUGCUAUAUAAACACUCGUGGUCGGUGCAGAAGUUGCUCCUGCACGCCAUGGUGAAGCCCACCUUCACCAGGAAGCUCCCGUGCAUCAGAAACUCUCGGGUCACCCUGGACUUUGUGAACGCCACGAUGCCUCAGUGUGCUCAGACGGAUUUGAAGGAGCUGUGCUUCCGUCACAGAGACACCUCCAACCCGCACGUCAUGGAGAACCGGUUCCCCGGGGCCCUGCGGCAACUCAGGCGUCUCACCAGACUCAACGUCUGCCCCAACUACACCAUCACUUACAAUGUGGAAUCAGAUGCUCCGGCACCAUUUGCUGUCAAUGAGAACACCAUGGAGCUGUUGGUGACGGCUCCGCUGGACCGGGAGGAGAGUGAAUGCUACCGACUCCUGCUGGUUUGCACAGUCCGGACGGAAACGCUCAUCACCAAGGUGGAAACGUCCCUGGAUGUCUUUGUCAACGAUGAGGAUGACAAUGGGCCGUACGUGAAUGGAACAGACACAGCAGAUGUGAUCAUCGGCUUCAACCGGACAAAGGGUGGCUCCUUUGGGGCUUUGUUUGUCUUCGACAGGGAUUUAACCCCCAUCUACCCCAUAGACCAGAAUCACAAUAAGUAUGUGGGGACCCUGCUCAAUAAUGACCCAUGGGUAAUGAAAACAUUUGGCAUAAAAGGCACCUUCAGUGAAAAGAAAGCUGCUCUUGGAGGAAUUCGAGAGACCGUCCACGACUACCAGCUCGUCCUGAAGAGGAACCUGGAUGUGACUGAAAAUCGCACCCUGCAGCUUGACUACCUGGUCAACGACACCACCUACCCUGGUCUGGAGGGGACAGUGUUGCUGCACUUCAACGUCACCAUCUUACCCGUCCACAUCCGCUUCGCCAACAUUACACAUAUGUUCUCAGUGACACGGCAAGCUUCUUUAUACGCUCAGGUCGGCACGGUCUGUGUGGAAAACUGCCAACAGUUCGCCGGCUUCGGGGUCACAUACCGGCUCGAGGUGCCAGAUAAGAACGUGUCUGCCGACGCGCAGUCCUGCUAUGCAGCCAUCGGCGUCACCCAGGCCUCGGACCAGAUGUGGGGACUGCUCUACGUGAGCGACUCGGAGGCGCUGCGCAGGCCCGAGUGCCAGGACCUGCAGUACCUUGUUGUUGCUCAGGAGGAGCGCAUGCAGCUGGAGGCCAGCACGCAGAUACACAUCCUACUAGAGGGUGAAGCGAACAAGGCCGGCCAGGAGAGGCAGCAGUUCUCAUCCUGUUCAGAAAGCAGACAGCGAGGACAAUGUGAGUCUGUCCGAGGCCUGGGGGUAACAACCGGUAGAUGCCAGUGGAGGCAAGGCACUGAGAAAGGAAUUUCUGAAAAUUACUCAACCUGCUCCCCCGACCUGCGGACAUGUCCAGAUAGCUUUUGUGAUGCGGUUGAAAGCAAAAAUGCGUCAAUAUGUCCACAAGACUGUACAAAGGAACCUGUUACCGGAGGUCAUGAACGAGGCUUGAGGAACGGGAUCCAGGCUGGAUAUGGAACCUGCUACUGCUACUCUGACAGUUGCUUUUGUGAGAAGGAUGAUAUUGAGGAGGCGAUAUGUGAAGACAUGUGUAAGACCAUCAUCGCCACGGCUCUGCUCCUCUCCUUCAUCGUCUCCAUCCUCCUGUCCUCAUACUUUAUCCACCGGUACCACAAGAACUCGCCUAAGCCCCCGAUCGCCUCUGCCGAGAUGACUUUCCGCCGGCCGGCUCAGGGUUACCCCAUCAGCUUCCCUGCUAACCUUCGUCGGGGCUCGCAGGAUUCCAUCGAGACCGACACCUUUAAAAUACCAGAGGAUCCUAAGUGGGAGUUUCCUCGUAAAAACCUUGUACUUGGCAAGUCUUUGGGAGAAGGAGAGUUUGGGAAAGUUGUCAAGGCAACAGCAUUCAGGCUGAAGGGAAAAGCUGGUUACACCACUGUGGCUGUGAAAAUGCUUAAAGAAAACGCCUCUCACAGUGAGCUGCGUGACCUGCUGUCAGAAUUCACUUUGCUGAAGCAGGUCAACCAUCCGCACGUCAUAAAGAUGUAUGGAGCGUGCAGUCAGGACGGUCCAUUGUAUCUGAUCGUGGAGUAUGCCAAGUACGGGUCACUCCGCAACUUCCUGCGCGAGAGUCGGAAAGUUGGCCCGAGCUACAUGGGAAGGGACGCCAACCGAAACUCCAGUUACCUGGAGAACCCGGACGACAGGGCGCUCACCAUGGGCGACCUGAUCUCCUUUGCGUGGCAGAUCUCCAGAGGCAUGCAAUACUUGGCGGAAAUGAAGCUUGUUCACAGGGACCUUGCAGCACGAAAUGUUCUCGUCGCUGAAGGGCGAAAGAUGAAGAUCUCAGACUUUGGCCUCUCCAGAGACGUGUACGAAGAGGACUCGUAUGUCAAGAGGAGCAAGGGCCGUAUACCCGUUAAGUGGAUGGCAAUAGAGUCCUUGUUUGAUCACAUUUACACAACACAAAGUGACGUCUGGUCCUUCGGUGUGCUGUUAUGGGAGAUAGUGACACUGGGAGGAAAUCCAUACCCAGGUAUCGCUCCUGAACGCCUCUUUAACCUCCUCAAGACUGGUUACAGGAUGGAGAGACCAGAGAACUGCUCGGAGGAAAUGUACAACCUCAUGCUUCGAUGCUGGAAACAAGAAGCAGACAAGAGGCAGACGUUCUCAGAAAUCAGCAAAGAACUGGAGAAGAUGAUGGUGAAAAGUCGGGAUUACCUGGACCUGGCGGCGUCCACGCCAGCCGACGCCCUGCUGUACGACGACGCCCUCUCUGAAGAGGACACGCCACUAGUGGACUGUAAUAACGCCCCUCUCCCUCGAACCCUCCCCUCCACAUGGAUUGAAAACAAGCUCUAUGGCAUGUCAUACCCCAACUGGCCUGAGAAGAGCCCGGUACCGCUCAACAGACAUGAUGCCACUAAUCCAGUCUUUACAAGAUAUGCCAAUGAUAGUGUUUAUGCAAACUGGAUGGCUUUGCCUUCACCCGCAAAAGCUGUGGACAAGCUCGAUAGCUAA